Messenger RNA from Meloidogyne enterolobii, 1398 nucleotides. The record is from the annotation of a GenBank genome assembly. NCBI's taxonomy places the organism in Eukaryota, Metazoa, Nematoda, Chromadorea, Rhabditida, Meloidogynidae.
AUGAAUAUCAGAACCAUCCAAAAACUUUCAAAAAUAAACAAUAAACAAAUAAACACAAUUUCUAUAAAAAUUGAUAAUAAUUUGAUAAAAAAUGAUAAAAAAUAUUCAAUUAUUCCAGACAAUAUAACGGCACGUUGGGAAGGGUUUCCAAUGCCUAAACAACAAAAUUUGUUGGAUGGAGACGAUGUUGGGACCUUGUUAACCUCUCAACUUGAAGGAGAUGAGGAGGGGAAAGCACCGUUAACUUGCACUCAAAAGAUUAUUAAGUACAUCAAAAUCCUCGUGCCACACAUUGUACUAGUUGCUGUCCUUAUUGGAUAUCUCUGCCUAGGGGCAAGUAUACUUCAGGCUUUGGAAACUCGAACAGAAUUGGUGGCUCGUUCGCGCAAGCUUGUUCGGCUUAAUAAUAUGAUAGAGAACUUUACUAUAGAAAGCUGGAAAAUUUUCGGAAGCAACAAGACAAUAAAUAAUCCAGAAAAUUGGGCUAUUGUAUUUCGCGAUUAUAUGGUUAAAGUGGCACAAGAAGUGGAUGAGAGGCAAGAAACUUCCCCCGAACGCCUUGAUAAUAUCCACAAUAAAUGGACGUUUCCUACAGCUUUGCUUUAUGUAUUAACUGUGUUAACAACUUGUGGUUAUUCUGAAGUUUCCGUGAAUACAGAUGUUGGAAAAAUAUUUUCUGUUAUAUUUGCACUAGUUGGUAUUCCUCUCAUGUUUAUAACUGCAGCAGAUAUUGGAAAAUUUCUUUCUGAUACUUUGUUAAGGAUUAUAGCUGAAUGGAAGUUGAUGACUAGAAGAGUCAAACGGAUAGCUUAUGAUUUGUUUUAUGCUCAGAAAAGUGGAAAGCUUAGGCGGAAGUCUCUACAAUCCAUUAGUGUGUCGCUUGGAGCUCUUGAAUUGGCUGAUAUUGGCUCAAAGGACGAUACAAAUUUGUGGUUUCCUAUAGGUGCCUAUGUUCUAUGUAUUUGUGUUUAUUGCUCAUUCGGCUCAAUUAUGUUUAUGAAUUGGGAGGAAAAAUGGUCUUUCAUUCAUUCUUUCCAUUUUGGAUUUAAUCUGAUUGUUACUGUUGGACUUGGAGAUAUUGUAGUUACCGACUACUUAUUUCUUUCAUUAAUUGUAGCCUUUGUUAUUGUUGGUCUAGCCGUUGUAACUAUGUGUGUUGAUUUGGCCUCAACCCAUUUAAAAAAUUAUUUUGCAAAAAUUCAUUAUUUUGGACGAGCAAAAAGAUUUUUGGGGAUGAGUGAGGAAUUGAGGGAAAUUGUUACUUUAUUGGGGGUGUUAAAAAGGAAAAAGCAUGGAAAGAUAACUUUGGACGAUGUCUGCAAUUUUUUGGAAAAUGAGCUUUAUAAUAGAGCUUAUGAACCACACGAAUUAUUAAGAAAGGUAAAGAUGGUUUUUUAA